This is a messenger RNA of Klebsormidium nitens, 1212 nucleotides long. The record is from the annotation of a GenBank genome assembly. NCBI's taxonomy places the organism in Eukaryota, Viridiplantae, Streptophyta, Klebsormidiophyceae, Klebsormidiales, Klebsormidiaceae.
CCAAGAACGAGGUUAGCACGCGGUUACACAAAGCAGGAAGGAGGGAGUAAUGCAACGACGAGCUGUUGACAUCGUGAGAGAAAAGCACUAUGUUUGAGCGUUGGUGAAGGCAGGGGAAGAAGCUCUGCGGCUGCCCUUUCUGGUGGCAUUCUGGUGGCCGACUCUGACGGGUGGAUUUUCCGGGUUGCGGUUAGGUAAUGUGAUAGAGCUGCAUCAAAGAUCACUGGUGACUUUGCAUCGUAACAUAUAGAGAGCGACAGGAGAGGUUCAUUCUAGGGUUUGGAAGCCAUGGCUUCGUCUUUCUGCAUGGCGUCUCUCCAGGCAGCCCUCCCCUCAAUCGGGCUACGCCCCGCACAAAGAGUGUGCACUCCUAGGAGACCAGUUGCUUGCAGGAGCAUGUGCGCUCUGCCAGCAUUCUCGGGGUUGCAGAGGGCGAAUGCUCUUGGGUUGAGCUCAGAGAGGCAAGUCGGGUGGACACUCACCAACCCCAGCAACGGCGCGCGCGUCUUCGCUAUGCGGCACGGAAAGCGGAUCCACCGGUUGGGCCGCCCCGCCGACCAGCGGAAAGCGCUUCUUCGGGGGCUGACCACCGAGCUCCUUCGGCACGGAAAGAUCAAGACCACGAGGGCCCGCGCCCGCGCUCUCCCUAAGUACGUCGAUAAGAUUAUUACGCUGGCGCGCGGGAACAGCCUGCACCAGAGGAGACAAGCGCUUGCUUUCAUUUACGAUAAGCAGGUCGUCGCUGCGCUAUUCGCGGAAGCGCCCGAAAGGUAUAAGGAGAGGACGUGCGGGUUCACGAGGAUCAUGAGGACUCAGUCGCGGCGGGGGGACAACGCGCCGAUGGCGGUGAUCGAGUUGGUAUAAGCGGAAGAGCGGAAGGGAACAUCAUCGGAUGGGGCAGAACAGCAUACAAAUAUAGAUGUAGCCACAACUCGUUGGAACAUGCUCUUCAGAAGCUCUUCUUGCAUGCCCUUCUUGAAGGGGUACUUUGAGCAGUUUCUGGCUGGAAAAAGGUGAAGGUAUUUUACAGAGAAUUGGCACAAGAUCUGCUCGAUGGUCCUCAGCAUCCUGGCAUUGGGCAGCUUGCUUGACAAAGCGCUGCAUCUCCAAACGGACUUGUGCGACCAGCCGGACAAUAAUCCUCAUCUUGCAUGCCUGCGCCUCAGUGCCCAUGUGAACCCCUUUUUCCAGAGUAAGAAAUGUGCCGAAGCC